UGAGCACUAAUAUCAUAGCUUCAUAAAUUAAUACGUAUAGUUCAACUAUAUUUUUAAUUUAUUUAUCAAUAGAUGGUGUCCAAAGGGUCUAUUAAAGGUACUUACGUAUUAACGCAACAAGGCCAAAAUUCGCAUAAAUUGCCAAAUUUGGCGACCCUACUUACGGCAACCCUACGUGCUAUACGUGGUUUUUCGUAAUACCUUAUCGAAUUUAUAUGGCGCCAAGCUCAAGCUGUUAAUGGCGAAGACGGUUUUCAAUCAGUGCUAAAAGCAAUAGCCUAAAGAUUUCCGCCGAAAGAAUAACUUACUUUAUCUAUUGGUACCUAUGUAGUAUAUUUGCUAAUUCUGAACUCUACUCUCCCACCGAAAAAAAGUGUUUAUAACCCAGUUAAUACUGUCUGGUUUUUAUUUUGUAGAUACAAGGACAGAUUUAUCAUCGAAUUGGAUCAUUAAUAAUGCCGCGACCAAGACGAUCGAAUCUUUCCCGACAAAGCCGUGAUGCAAGAAGAAUACGAAAUACUGCAAAUGAAAGGACUGAAGAAGAACAAGAAAUUGCACGUGAACAGCGCCGCGAUAGUAUGGCUCGACUUCGUGCUUAUCAAUCACGAGAGCAAAGUGAAGCAGCUCGAACAAGAUAUUUAUCAAGUGCUGAUUUGAAUCGAGCAGCGUUUCAAUACGAUUGCAGCAAUGAUUACAGCUUGCAUCCUAGCGUUUGCAUUGGGCAAAUGGACGUAGUUUGCGAGCAUUGUGGUGCAUUAAAGUUUUCCGGAGAAACGCCUGGAUUAUGCUGCCUUAAUGGUAAAGUGAAAUUGCCAUUGUUGACUCCGCCACCUGAGCCAUUGUAUUCAUUGCUUUGUGGCGAAACACAAGAAUCACGCCACUUUCUUGCAAAUACUCAAAAAUACAAUGNCAGGUCCGCGGUGAUGAAAAGGUUGGGGAACACUGACAUAAAGUAUCAGUUAUUCUUCCAAUGUACUAACAGAUGUAACAAUUUAUGA
Messenger RNA from Parasteatoda tepidariorum (common house spider), 998 nucleotides. The record is from RefSeq and is a predicted model, not a curated record. Lineage: Eukaryota; Metazoa; Arthropoda; Arachnida; Araneae; Theridiidae.